This is a messenger RNA of Nilaparvata lugens (brown planthopper), 1772 nucleotides long. It is a transcript of the gene WDR79, whose product is annotated as telomerase Cajal body protein 1. Gene Ontology annotation, biological process: Cajal body organization. Bases 192 to 1556 code for a protein of 454 amino acids. Gene Ontology annotation, molecular function: RNA binding; protein binding. The record is from RefSeq and is a predicted model, not a curated record. Gene Ontology annotation, cellular component: Cajal body. The transcript has 8 exons. NCBI's taxonomy places the organism in Eukaryota, Metazoa, Arthropoda, Insecta, Hemiptera, Delphacidae.
GAGACCGAGAGAGGUUUGUCCAUGAAGCAUGCAUGUUUAUUGUCGUAGUUGAGGUUAAUCGUUGGAUAGAUGAUUGUAUUUCCGUAGCUGUUUAGCUGUUAUUUCCAAUUAAAAUCUGCAAUGUGAAUAUUAUAAUUGCUUCUCUAUUAUUUACAAUUUUAAUAUAAUUUUUUUAGUUUUCUCAAUGCAAAAUGGAAGUAGAGGUGAACAAUAAAUUGGAGUUGGAUACCAUGCAAAUCAUAAAUGAUAUUGUUGAAGACAUUAUACAACCUGUUCUUGAAAGUAACUCUAAGGAGUCAUUCUUAAAAUCUAGUGAGCUAUCGGCAGAAUAUAAAUUUAAAAGUUUUCCUCUAAUAACAAAAGAUUCUAGGAGCUACAAAUUUCAGCAUAAUAAGGAACAGUAUUUGAAAGGUUGUAAAUGGUCACCGGAUGGAACAUGUUUAUUAACGAGCUGUGUUGAUAAAAAAUUGAGAAUCUAUGACACUCCCAAGGAAUGUUUCUCUACAAAAUCAUGGAAUAGCAAUUCACAACUACCGGAAAUAAGUACAAGCUUAAAAGUACAAGAAGGAGGUCUGGUGUAUGACUUUGAUUGGUUUCCGCUUAUGAGCUCUUGGGAUCCAAUCUCUUGCUGUUUUCUGACUACUGCUUCUGAAGAGCCGGUGCAUCUUUGGGAUGCUUUCACAGGAGAACUCAGAGCUUCAUAUCGCUCUUAUAAUUAUGCUGAUGAAAUUUGGAAUGCAUACUCUGUUACGUUCAACUCAUCUGGGGAGAGAUUGUACUGUGGGUUCAAGGAUUCUAUAAGAAUAUUUGAUACUGCAAUACCCGGAAAAAAAUCCACUUUAAUAAAAAUAAAAGAGGUGACUGGCCAACUGGGAAUAGUGUCAUGUAUUGCUUUCAACCCUAGCUCAACUGAUUAUGCUGUGGGAACCUACGCCAAAGAAAUAGGUGUAUAUAGCGAAAAAAGUGGAACUGGAACGUGCGUAUUCCAAGGUCAUGGAGGAGGAAUAACACAUUUGAUCUUCUCACCAGAUGGCAAUAGAUUGUAUUCUGGCUCCAGGAGAGAUUCUGAGAUAGUUUGUUGGGAUGUGAGAAAUCCAGGUGCUGUGCUAUUCUCAAUGCUAAGAUCAGUCAACACUCAGCAAAGAAUUUAUUUCGAUUUGACUCCUGAUGGCUCUUCACUCGUGACCGGAAAUACUGAUGGUAGAGUGUGCAUCUUCGAUGUAACUGGUGCAGUUUCCAAUCCUGAUACGCCUUUUGAAACUCAGCUAUAUUUCAAUGCACAUAAAGACUGUUGUAAUGGUGUAAGUAUCAACCCUGUUUGCCCGGUGUUGGCGACAACGUCAGGACAACGACAUAUUCCGCAAGUGAUGAGCGACAGUGACGACAGUGAAGAUGACUUUCAGCCAGUCGGUGAUGAAGGAGACAUUUUCGUCAAGGACUCCACUAAGACAAACAUAAAAAAGCUUUUCAAUUACAACUAUUUGAAAAGAAACAUAGAAGACUGUGUCAAAUUGUGGUGGGUUGGAGAUACGGUCAUUACUGGAACAGAUGUGUAGAGCUCACAUUCAAGUUAUGGAGACUUUCAACCAAGCCUAUAUAGUACGGUAUGUAGAAUAUAUGUAUAGACGAUCCUUGUAUCGAUAAAUUUAUUACCAUUGCAUAUGGAAGGGGCCUGUGCUCUAACAUUAUUUGUAAACUAGUAUUACUUAGCCUACACUUGAAUUUGUAAUUCCCCAUUGACUAAUUAAAAGUAGUACAAACACUGAAAUAUU